Exophiala bonariae is the source of this 747-nucleotide messenger RNA. RefSeq lists its product as uncharacterized. The transcript has a single exon. NCBI's taxonomy places the organism in Eukaryota, Fungi, Ascomycota, Eurotiomycetes, Chaetothyriales, Herpotrichiellaceae. The record is from RefSeq and is a predicted model, not a curated record. Bases 1 to 747 code for a protein of 248 amino acids.
AUGGCAGUAUUCAGCAGGCUUGAAGCCCAUGUGGUCGUCAAUGGGAAACACGCCAAAGAGUACAAUGACAGCGACGCAGAACCAGAACCGAACUCGACCCCGAGCGUCUCAACAUACAUCGAAGCCGUGCCUGGUGCUUUUUACGGCUUCCGGUUCUGGAUCAGAGCAGGCUACGACGCGCGAAAGGAGAACAUCAUUGCAGCCUCUGUGUUUGUGGAUGGCCAGUUGGUCGCCCAACCGUUCAUCGGUGUCAAGAAGUUGCACCCAGCCAACUCGCAUUCGAGGUGCGUCCAGACUACUAGAGAUUGCUUCAGUGUCACGGCGCUUUGCGAAGGCAAACAGGUUGAACAAAAGCUGCAAUUCAAGGAAAUCGAACUCUGUACAACCCCCCUUGACCCUUAUCUGCCCAGAACUAACACACUGACAGGCACAUCAGCCGCGGUUUCAGGCAUCAACGCCGCAGAGAAGAUGGAUUACGGUGAGCUUGGGACAUUUCGCAUUGAAUUCUGGCGCGCAAUUCAGCAACACCGCAUGACCGCGGUUUCCUUUCCGAAGACCAAUACUGGUAACGCGAUACCCGAGAAGGCUCUGAAGGGCAAGUCGCUUGAUGUCAACACAGGGUUCGAUCAUGCAACAAUCCUGAAGAACUACAUGGGAUUACUGACCUUUACAGCUUCGUUCCCGAUCCUGAAAUUCCAGUCACAGAUUUCUUCCAUGCCAAAUACCUCGAUGCAGCUCCAGUUGUAG